This is a messenger RNA of Caenorhabditis elegans, 1661 nucleotides long. It is a transcript of the gene ced-10, whose product is annotated as Ras-related protein ced-10. The record is from RefSeq and is marked reviewed. Gene Ontology annotation, biological process: dorsal/ventral axon guidance; neuron migration; actin cytoskeleton organization. Gene Ontology annotation, molecular function: GTPase activity; G protein activity; GTP binding. The transcript has 4 exons. The coding region runs from base 35 to 610 and encodes 191 amino acids. Lineage: Eukaryota; Metazoa; Nematoda; Chromadorea; Rhabditida; Rhabditidae. Gene Ontology annotation, cellular component: plasma membrane.
CUUUUUGUGCUUGUGCUCGCGGAGCUCCCCACAAAUGCAAGCGAUCAAAUGUGUCGUCGUUGGUGACGGAGCCGUCGGUAAAACGUGUCUCCUGAUAUCCUACACCACAAACGCAUUUCCCGGAGAAUAUAUUCCGACGGUAUUCGACAACUACUCAGCAAAUGUGAUGGUCGACGGUCGGCCGAUAAAUCUCGGGCUCUGGGAUACAGCUGGACAGGAAGAUUACGAUCGACUCCGACCACUGUCAUAUCCACAAACAGACGUGUUUCUCGUAUGCUUUGCCCUGAACAAUCCGGCGAGUUUUGAGAAUGUUCGUGCGAAAUGGUAUCCAGAAGUGUCACAUCAUUGCCCGAAUACGCCGAUUAUUUUGGUUGGAACGAAAGCUGAUCUGCGUGAGGAUCGAGAUACUGUUGAACGGCUCCGCGAACGCCGGCUCCAACCAGUGAGCCAAACCCAGGGCUACGUGAUGGCAAAGGAAAUCAAGGCUGUCAAGUAUCUGGAGUGCUCGGCGCUCACGCAACGUGGUCUGAAACAAGUUUUCGAUGAGGCGAUCCGAGCCGUGCUCACGCCGCCACAAAGAGCCAAAAAGAGCAAGUGUACGGUGCUCUAAGAUGGGGAAAUUGGAGCAAACAAUCGCAGAAACUACAACAAUUUUAACUAUAUAUAUACAUAUAUCAUCUGGAUUUUUUUUGUUUUAUCGAUGAAUUUUGCUGUGAAAUUACCGGUUUUUAGGGAGUAAAAAUUGGCAAAAACUGAGCAUUUUUAGGCAAAAAACUCGCCGAUUUCCGUUCAAAGAAAUGCUCCAAAUCGGCUGAAAAUUACUAUUUUUUUUAACCGAAAAUCGGCCAAAUUUCCACUGAAAAAGCUCAAUUUCAGCCGAAAAUUUCUCGAUUUUUUUCCAGAAAAUUGUCCAAAAUCUGGGCGUUUCCACUCUCUAAAUCUGAAUUUCCAGCACACUUUUUCUCAUUUUCCCCCUCUAUUUUUAUCUCUAAAAAUUUGUUUUGUAUCAACGAUUUUUCAUCUUAAACUCGCUGUGAUACUUUUCUUACUUAUCCACCCCAAUUUUCAGCAUAUUUUGUGCUCAUUUUUGAGCCGAAAAAUGCUCAAUUUGUCCAUUCAUAAUUUUGUGCUUUUCCCCUUUUCCCACCUGAAAUAGGUCUUUUUUCAUCUGAAAAAUUGAAUAACUUUUCCCCAAAAACCACAAGUGCUUUUUCCUCUCUAAUUUUUAUCGGUUUAUUUUUUUUAUUUGAAAUUUCUUCGAAAUUUUUGUGAAAUUUCUUCGAAAAAUCUGAAAAUGUUUGGAAAUCUCUACGAUUUUUUCUAAAAAAUGUUCAAACUUUUUGGAAUUUGUUUGAAAAAUUAUUUGGAAUUUUUCUGAAACUUUUUUUCAAAAACUUUCGAUUUUUUUUUGUAAUUUUUAGGACACAACGAACCCUCUCUCCACAACCAAAAAUCCUCUUUUUUCUAUUGUGAAUUUGAACAACAAACUCGGCUCUUUUUCCCUUUUUUCUUACUUUAAUUGUUAAUUUCUCUUCUUUUUGUCCAACUUUUAUUAUGCUAUUUUAAUAUGAUGAUAUGAUAUUUUACCACACUUUUUUUCUAUGAUGGAAUUUUAAAUUUGAACAUUUUUUGAUGGAAAAAUUGGAAAAAAAAACAAUUCG